AUGCUACGGUUCGAGGAUUGGUUUUGGGGAACUCCAGCGGACCCGACGGCUGGGGUCAAAAUCCUGCACGAGCAUCAUAUCAUGGGUUUGGCGGAGCUGGAAGAGCUGAACCAGUUUCUCAAGCUUCGAGUGGCCGCUGAAGAAGCAUACUGCACGAAACUAGCGGACUUGAGCAAAUCGAAAUCCCGAGCGGAUGGAUUCGGGAAGGACGAGUCACUUCUGUCGCAGAUCUUCGAAAACUCCAAAGAGGAGAUGUCCAAUCUGGGCGGCUCGCAUAGACGGGUCAUAGAGGAGAUAUCCAACACCAUGCAAACCGUGCAGCACUACCUCGAUGAAAGUAAAAAGAUCUUCGAAGUGCGGAAGGAGAAGAUCGAUGCUGCAUCCAAGCAGUUGGCGACGCAGCGAUCUGAGCUGGAUGCGCUACAAGCAGAUUACCUGGGGAAAUGCAAAGUCGCUGAUGAAGAAGAGAGCAAAGUGGAUCACGUCGAGGACGAGUUGCCAGCAAUGGAUGUCAUGAUAAAUGUCGGCGCGCGACUGUUCACCGUCGAGGAUUUCAACACGCUACUGGCGCGAAUGCAGCGGGACCUGAAAACACAGGAUAUCAGAUCCAUCUGGGGAACGACUAAAGAUGUCAUCGUUGGAAAGGACAUUGCCGAGUACCUAGGGACAUAUUUGCGAGUCGAUGAGAAGGAGUCCGCGGAAAUCUUGAUUCACCUCAUCAAUGAAGGCUUCUUCCGCCCGACGCAUCGCAUUUCCGUGACCAGCCUCACUUCCACAAAUCUCAACCCAUCCCAAACGUAUGUCUGGAAGCGGUACGCAAUCGAAACAGAGCCGAUUCACCGUAAAGCGCGUAGAGAGGCAGAUCGUGCGGACUUUGCUUACCGCAAGGCUGUGACCGCAACGGAAGAGACCCGGUCCAGCCUGGAGCUGCAGUGCUGGGAGUACAUGCACACAAUGCAAGAUGCUGAGUUGCGGCGGAUUGAGUUGGUCAAGCAGACAUUGGGUCGCGUGAAUAAGUCGCAUGAGAUUGUGGUGGAAGGACUUAGAAUGCAUGGAGGUCAUCAGGCGGUGUAUCUGGAGAUGCUGAGACCGCAGAAAGAGGUGGAUAUUUUGACUGAGAGGCUGAGGACGGGAAACAUCAGGAUCGCGCCGGUCGUGUACAAGAAUGCGUAUUCGGGCUUCGAUAGUGGUCUGAGCACGACCGGCGUACCUUUGGAGGAAAACGCCCCAGCCGGCUCACAGAGCCUGCCUCCUUUCCUACGCAAGUGCUUAACCGUCGUAAAGGAGGGUCGAGAGAAGGGAGCGUUGCUCCCAGCGGACGAAUUUUCGCUCUGGAUAACACCAAGUCCGCCGCCUCAAUCCUUCCCCGACCUACACAAACCUAUGGCGCCCCCGCUCAUGAUCCCAAUGAUCAAACAGUAUCUCUAUCAUCUCCCGCAAUCCCUUGUGCACCCUGAGAUUUACGAUCCGCUAAAGCUGCUGUACCUGUCCAAAACCGAUGAAGAGGAACAUCAUGGACGCGUGGGCAGCUUGAGAUCACUGUUGGGAGUCAUGCCCUUAAUUCACUGGAAAGCGACGAAGGAGCUCACGGGCCUCCUGCAUGAGUUGAUGCUGUCUUUUCCCGGGGAUGACCAAAAGAUUUUGGAUCUUGCGGGUUCUUUGGGAUCGGCGAUACUGAGACCAAUGGCUCCGACUGCUGUCACUCUGCAUGAUAAGCAUCCAGUGCGAUUGAUGAAGGAUUUGCUCGUGCAUCACCCAAAAAUCUUCUCCACAUCACAAACCGACCGCCGACGCCCCAAGCCAGCAACAAACGGCGAAACAAGCUCCCUUCUAGACGUCGAUCUUGACUCGGACUCCCGUUCACAUCGAUCGCGGUCACGAAGCCGCGGCCGUCCUGUCGCGGGCAUGGAUGCCGACAGUGACGAUGAACUGGACAUCAGGGUCUCUGUGGAUGGCGUUGUGACGAGCCGGACGGGGAGUGCAGCUAGUCUGAUGACAGACGGAGGGAUAUCGAAUCCGACGCCCGCUUUGAGCAUGGAGUCGUUUCAUUCAGGGGAUGGUGCCGGUGUCCUGGCCGGAUUGAAACUUGUGGAACAUGGGGAUGAAGAGGUAAGUUGGCCGGUCUUUCGUCUCCCUUUUGCAGUUGUGGGCCUGACAUACAAAAUUCACGAUCCCCCAGGAUAUUGA
Messenger RNA from Fimicolochytrium jonesii, 2187 nucleotides. RefSeq lists its product as uncharacterized. The coding region runs from base 1 to 2187 and encodes 728 amino acids. Gene Ontology annotation, biological process: cytoskeleton organization; signal transduction. Gene Ontology annotation, cellular component: plasma membrane; cell division site; cytoplasm. The transcript has 8 exons. The record is from RefSeq and is a predicted model, not a curated record. Lineage: Eukaryota; Fungi; Chytridiomycota; Chytridiomycetes; Spizellomycetales; Powellomycetaceae.